UUUCUAGGUUCUCUCUCUGUUAUUUACUGACCCACUAACCGGACACUCCGCCCUCGAGUCCCCCGGUGAGGACAGCUUCCGUUACAGAGUUCACAGCUCGAGUUACAGACAGACACGCUAGAUCUCUCUCCGCGAUACAGGAUCAUUAGCGGUUAUUAACUAUCGCUAUUAUUUAACCGUUCGUUUUAAUAUUUGGGACUUUGUCUAUAAAAGGACAAGACACUUUUGGAAGAAACUCCGCGGAGUUUUUGUCUCAACUGUCAACAGUUUUCUGGAGGAACUAAACGGGAUCUAGGAAGUGCUUCGCUUCCAGUCAAAUAGAGAACCGAGAGAAAAGUUUUUAACCGCAGACAGACGAGACUUUUUUCUUUUGUUUGUUGAAAAGAGUCUCGUCAUCAGAAUAGUUGAACAAGUCCGUCUGGAUUAAAGCUGAUGCUGUUUGAAAAGAUCCUCUUGACUCACACGAACACACUUCCCCGGUGCUCGUCCGGAACGGGGCUGAAGCGGUCAUGUGUGACGGGCGUGGCGGGGUGGGGAAGUUUGUCCCGGUUUACCUGUGUCUGCGUGUUUGUUCAUGAGAUGUGGUUUGAGGCUCCACUGGGACGUGAACCCGUGAUAAUCUCACAGAGACAUUUCAUAUUCAGCCUGUAACUAUUGACUUCUGUGCUCAAUUCUGUUGCGUUUUACAACACGAGGAGACGCACUGGACUCAAUUUGGACGACCGGUAGUUUAUAUGGUGCCGCUGAUGAACUAGUCGGUCUCGGUUUCUGUCGGCUUUGAGGAGAAAAGUCGCUGUUUUAUUUAUUUUAAACCUUAUUUGUGUUUUAUGGGACAAAUCGUGGGAAGCUGGUGUACACGGAUACGAAUACAACAUGAGCUGAGACAGUUGAACUCUUGUCGGAAAGGUUUGGUAAAUCUCCCGGUUCAACCGUGGGAUUGUAUAUUUAAUGUUCUUCAGUAACACUCGGUCGGUAAUAACUGUUGGGUUAUAUUAUUGAUCCGUCAGUGAUUAUCAGUUAGGUAUUGAUAAAGCGUAGCGCCAUGGCUCUGUCUCAGGUGCAGUGUCUCGAUGAGCAUCACAUCAACUGGCGCGUGACCGAGUCCAAACCCGAGUUCUUCUACAGCGAGGACCAGCGGCUCGCGCUCGAGGCUCUGCUAACCGGGGGGCGAGAGGCCUUUAGCAGCUACCUCAGUGAACAUGACCUCCGACACUUCCUGUCUGAACCGGAGCUCCUGCGGUUGGCGCGCACCGUGGAGGCCUACCGGCCUGGAAGCGAGCACCUCAAGGCCGAGGCGGGAGCGAAGGAGUACGACGGGGGCAACGGGCCACUGUCAUUACAGUACUGGCCCGACCGCUCUGAAGGUUCUAUACCCGACCUGGAUCUGGGCUGGCCCGACGCCGUGUCAUACCGAGGAGUGACACGUGUCAACGUGCACACGCAGCCCCCAGCUGAUGGACAAACACACAUCAAGGAGGUGGUCCGGAAGACGAUAACACAGGCUCAGAAGGUUAUAGCAGUAGUAAUGGAUCAGUUUAGUGACGUUGACAUCUACAAGGACCUCUUAGAUGCGGCCUAUAAGAGAAGAGUUCCUGUCUACAUCGUCAUCGACACGUCUGCUGUGUCCUGUUUCCUGGACAUGUGUUGUAGAGCCAACAUGCACCAGGGACACCUGAAGAACCUGCGUGUGCGAUGUAGUGAAGGAGUAGAGUUCUACACUCGCUCGGCUCAGAAGGUCCGAGGUUCUCUCAGUCAGAGAUACAUGCUGGUAGACGGAGACAGAGCUGUGACUGGAUCAUACAGCUUCACGUGGUCGGCGUCUCGUCUGGACCGGAACCUGAUCACGGUUCUGAGCGGUCAGGCAGUUGAGACGUUCGACAAACAGUUCCGUGACCUCUACAUGACCUCUAGGGGUGUGUCCCUCGCCAAGGUUCCGCUGGAGGAGGAGCCUAUCCCUGACCUCACCCCCAUCGCCACCCCCGCCCCGGUCUCCGCAGCCGUUGCUAGGAAACUAAUCAACCCUAAAUACGCCCUAGUUACGUCACAGGCUAAAGCUAACAAUGCUAGCCCAGCUAGCUCUGCUAACGACUCUAGCAACAAGAACUCCACUACCCAAAAUCCACUGGGACGGGUUCUAAAGCCUGCCAGAGAGCCAGUGGAGGCCCCGCCCCUCCACCCAGGACUAGCCAAUCUGGAGAAGGCGUACCUGAUCCCAUACCUGCCCACCUCCGAGCCAGACCCCCUCGACGUGAUUGGCUUCAUCAACGUGAGAGACGCGUCCCGCCCCCAACAGGUCCACCUCCAGAGAAGUCAACAGUUUGAGACCAGCCAGGCCAUCAGGUUCAGCUCUCCCUUCAGCCUGCCUGAGAAACCCCUACCUGAGACUGCUACUCUACGGAAUACACAGCACGACAAACACACGCCUGAUACACAGAACCCUGAUACACAGAUCCCUGAUACACAGAACCCUGAUAUGCCUGAUACACAGAACCCUGAUACACAGAACCCUGAUACGCCUGAUACACAGAACCCUGAUACGCCUGAUACACAGAACCCUGAUACGCCUGAUACACAGAACCCUGAUACGCCUGAUACACAGAUCCCUGAUACGCCUGAUACACAGAUCCCUGAUACGCCUGAUACACAGAUCCCUGAUACGCCUGAUACACAGAACCCUGAUACACAGAACCCUGAUACACAGAACCCUGAUACACAGAACCCUGAUACGCCUGAUACACAGAACCCUGAUACACAGAACCCUGAUACGCCUGAUACACAGAACCCUGAUACCCCUGAUACACAGAACCCUGAUACACAGAACCCUGAUACACCUGACAUAAACCCCUCCGCCCCUCCAGUCCCUAAACCUCGCACCCUGCAGCUCCUCAUUAGCCCUGCCCAUUCUCACCAGUCUGGCCAACCACAGGUCAACCUGGUCCCCAGGACUGAAAGCCAAUCAGGGACACCGCCUGCCUCCAUCAGCCAAUCUGAAACACUGAUGGAUACCAAGUCCCGCCAUGGGCAGAGAGACGAGGAGGAGGAGGAGGAGUGGCUAGAGGAGGAGGAGUGGCUGGAGGAGGGACUAGAGGGGAGGCGGGGCAGCAGUAGUCGUGACGAUAAUGGCAGCACCACGGCGCUAUGUGACCAGACAGCCAAUAACACGUCGUCUGACGACUUAUACUACGAGUGCAGCGAAUCAGACCCCACAGAAUCCUCGCCGGUGGCCAAUGGGUUAACAGCAGAGUUGGGCCGGGUUGGCGAGGGUCAUCGUCAUGGAAAUGGAGUCAAUGUGAUGGCGAGGUUCUCCCAGAGCAUGCUGGACCUUCGGCCUCACAGCCAAUCAGACGACAGGGGAGUUCUAAUGAGCCAAUCACAGGACCGAAGGGGCCAACAGACACGCCCUCAGCCACACAGACACAUCGGACAGUUGUUUCAGAGCUCCAGGUCGCCAGGUCGUGAUGGGCGCCAGAGGGGCAGGGCUAAAGUCGUCAUUGCCAAACCAGGAAGUGUCCACCGCUCGCCACUAGCAUCGUUCCCUGCGAUUGGAGGACAUCGCUACUUGCAGGGCCAAUCACUGCAGCCCUCCGAUACUCGCUCCGGCCGGUCGCCACGACGACACAGCCCUGCCUACAAAGGGGUGGGACUUUCCCCUGGCCACGCCUCCCCACGCCGAGCAUCCAAUCCGGCAGGAGCUAUGGGCGUGUCCUUCUCCAAACUGACCAAUCAACUACUGAGGGGGCGGUAUAUAGCCUCACAGACAAAAGCGUUGCUUGACAACAAGGAGGUCGGCUAGGAUUGACUAAUGUAUGGACCAAUGGGACGGCUAGGAUUGACUAAUGUAUGGACCAAUGGGUCGGCUAGGAUUGACUAAUGUAUGGACCAAUGGGACGGCUAGCAGGAAGUUAGACAGACAAUGUAACUGAAUGUUGUUGUUUUUUAUGUUUGUCUGAUUGGUUGCUCUGA
Molecule: messenger RNA, 3963 nt
Organism: Oncorhynchus nerka (sockeye salmon)
Lineage: Eukaryota; Metazoa; Chordata; Actinopteri; Salmoniformes; Salmonidae
Product: protein FAM83G-like
Biological process (GO): signal transduction
Molecular function (GO): protein kinase binding
Source: RefSeq, a predicted model, not a curated record